UACAUACAUAUAAAGAGGAAGACACACACUGCACAGAGAAUGAAAGAGAAAGAAAGAUAAAGACGAGUGAGAGAGAGGGAGGGAGGUUUGCGAGAAAAGGAAGGUCUUCGAGAAAUUAGAAGAAUGAAGAAACAAACAGCUUUAAAAAGCCAAACAUAUGAAUAUUAAAACAGUGGGAGGGACUUAGUUGACAGAAAGAGAAGCGAAGGUUGUGGCGACAGCAGGCAUGACUGUCAAGAGAAAUGAAGAGAUGGACUUACAACAUACUGAUUCUGCUCCAACACUUCACAAUAUAAUGUGUUUGCUGUAUUAGCAAGGCUGUGCGCAUUGCUGAAAGUGUUACAUCUUUGAACCCCGAUAACAAGCUGGGCGCCGGCAAAACCUUCACUCUUCGUUUGAGGUUUGAAACCUCCAUCAGGCGCUGACACGGGCUGUCUCCAUGGAGGGGAGGGAGGUGCAAUGUAAUGGAGAGGAAAGAGGUGAUGUUGAAUCCCCCACAGGGCAUUCAGCCACAGCAGGAGAAAGCAGCACAGCGCCCACAUGGAUGAACGGUCAAUGUGUGGCAUUUGUAUCCACAUCCUCUAUGUUGCUUCCCACGUUUGACUUGGAAGAAUGCAGGACUCUGUUGGAGAGAGAGCGCUUCCAGGUUCCAGUAGAGGAUUUUGAGAGUCCACUACAUCUAGCGCUGGACCACCCGUCCGCCAGAAGAUAUUUGCUUUUCAACUCAUCCUGUUUUAAUCUCAUCCUGGCACCUUUUUUGUACAUGGUGCUGUGGUGUGCGGUUUACUCAACACUUCACAUGUACAUCGAGAACAGUACUACAGACAUCUGGGUGCUAUGCCUGUCUAUUACUCUGGUGACUGUGAUCCUCACCACCGCCAUUAUCCUCAUCUUCCACUACAGCAACAAAGAGAUAAACAUGAACACAGAUGUACGAUUGGUGGCAGUAAACGAGAGGAUGGUUCGACACAAGCUGCUGUUGGGAGUGGGUGACUGGAUGCAUAAAUGCAGAGGACAACUGCAACUCUUCUGUUUAUACUGGGACCUGUCCCCAUGUCUGAGAUCUCUAACUGAAGCCCUGGACACGAGUUUUGGGAGAGAUCAAGUACAGAACAAACUCAAGAAAAGAAUGUCACACCUAGUUCUGGUGACCGAGGUCAAGACCCUGGAUCCUGAAGCUGGAUUACAGGAGGAGGAUGAGGUUCCUGAAGAAGAGCGCCCCCUGCUGGCAGAUAGAACUGAGCCGAACGCAUCAAGAAGUCAAAGAGAAGACUCUAAACUUACAAAAAACUUCACUCUGAUGCCUAACACCACCCUUGGACCUCAGGAUAUGGCUCGCCAGCUUCUGAUGUCCUACAGUGCACUUUAUGUCCGACUACUAGUAUCAAACGAGCUUCCUACGCCUUCACAUCGGCCUUUGGGCGCAGGGAAAAAUCAUUCCACUUCUUCUCUGUGUCUUUGUGAGUAUGUAGCAUUAAAAGUCCUGCAGUAGAUGAAACAUGACAAUCCAAGUAUUAUUCAUCUGAUUCUGUGGGACGACGGUUUGUACAAUAUAAUCACAGACUGUUUUUGCUGCUCUUGAAAUUUGUUUUUAUUUGUCUAAUAAAAUACAUAUUUUUG
Messenger RNA from Misgurnus anguillicaudatus (oriental weatherfish), 1620 nucleotides. RefSeq names its product transmembrane protein 268 (gene tmem268). The record is from RefSeq and is a predicted model, not a curated record. Lineage: Eukaryota; Metazoa; Chordata; Actinopteri; Cypriniformes; Cobitidae.